AUGGCGGGGGAGAAUGAAACCCCCAACCCCGGCUCCCGGAUCAUGACCUUCUACCCGACCAUGGAGGAGUUCCGCAACUUCAAGCGGUAUAUGGCGUACAUGGAGUCUCAGGGAGCGCACCGCGCAGGAUUGGCCAAGGUGGUCCCUCCCAAGGAAUGGAAGCCACGGACCUGUUACGAUGACCUGGACGAUCUGGUGAUCCCGGCACCCAUUCAGCAGGUGGUGACCGGCCAAUCCGGACUCUUCACACAGUACAACAUUCAGAAGAAGCCCAUGACCGUCAAAGAGUUCCGACGUAUCGCCAACAGUGACAAGUUCUGUACACCUCGCUACGCUGACUUUGAAGAUCUGGAACGCAAAUACUGGAAGAAUCUGACUUUCAACGCUCCGAUUUAUGGAGCUGAUGUCAACGGGACUCUCUAUGACAAGCAUGUGGAAGAAUGGAACAUCGGCCGUCUGAACACCAUCCUGGACGUGGUGGAGAGGGAGAGCGGCAUCACCAUAGAGGGUGUGAACACCCCGUAUUUGUAUUUCGGCAUGUGGAAGACCUCCUUUGCCUGGCACACUGAAGACAUGGACCUGUACAGCAUCAACUACCUGCACUUCGGAGAGCCCAAAUCAUGGUACAGCAUUCCACCAGAGCAUGGCAAGAGACUGGAGAGACUGGCCAAAGGCUUCUUCCCCGGCAGCGCUCAGAACUGUGAAGCAUUUCUGCGUCACAAGAUGACUGUCAUCUCGCCCUUCAUCCUGAAGAAAUACGGCAUCCCCCUUCGAUAAGAUCACUCAGGAGGCUGGAGAGUUCAUGGUCACCUUCCCAUACGGCUACCAUGCUGGCUUCAACCACGGCUUCAACUGUGCCGAGUCCACCAACUUCGCUACGUUGAGAUGGAUCGAGUACGGGAAACAGGCUGUUCUGUGCUCCUGCAGAAAGGACUGGUGAAAAUCUCGAUGGAUGUGUUUGUACGCAAGUUCCAGCCCGAGCGCUACAAACUCUGGAAAGUGGGAAAAGACGUCACGGUUAUUGACCACAGCCUGCCCACCCCGGAGGCAGCGGAGUUUGUGGAUGAACAUAAUGAAUCUGAGCAAAAGAAAAGCGUGACCAGACACCGCAUCGGAACCAAGCGGCACCGGGUGUGUUUGGAGGUCCCGGAGGAGCUGAGCCACAAUGAGGACUUCAAAGAUGUGCAGUGUGACAUGGAGACCUCCUGUGUGAAUGAAGUCAAAGAGGAGGAGUGCAGUCCGGAGGACACAGAACCAGGGUCUUCUGGACAACAAUAUGAAACUUUGAAAAAUGUUGAAAAUUAUGGCAUGCCAGAAAGUUACACUCCAUACUCCAACCCGGCCAGCCCGUCCUCCAGUGCAGACAGCUCCUCGUCAUCCCAGGACAGCUCCCCGGACAGCGCGGCCUCAUCGGACACAGAUUCCGACACACAGCAAAGAUGCACCACGAAGAAAAAGGCCGGUGUGCACAGCUACUCCAAAGGCAAAGCUGCCGUGCAGAAGAAAACCAGCUCCAUGGCCAGCUUUACCGAACACGAGCUGGAGGAGGUUGCUGGGAAGCACCGGAACAUGCAGGAGCACCAGAAUGCCAAAAGCAGAAGACAACCCCUCUCCAAACUCCCCCGUUACCACCCAUUGGUGAUGAAGGACAGCAGUAGUGAAGAUGACCAGCCUGAACAGACUCUGAGGGAUGAUGAGUUUGAGGAGACGGAGCCCUGGGCCAAACCCCUGAGCCAGCUGUGGCAGAACAAACCUCAGACCUUCCAGUUGGAGAGGGAAUACAACCUGGCCAUGUCUCGGGUCCCUCCGCACUGCUCCGUAUGUCUGCUCUUCAGGACGUAUUAUCAGUCUGAUUGUGAAACUCAGAGCAAGGCCGUUCCCACCCCUGUAGCCUUCCAGCUGAAAACAAAACCACUUAUCCCAGAGAUGUGCUUCACAACCACCAGCUGCAACACCGAGCUGAACCUGUCAGCUCCGUUCCUGGAAGACGAUGGAACCAGCCUGCUGAUCUCCUGCACAAAGUGCAACGUGUGUGUACAUGCAAGUUGUUACGGCGUGUCCAAAGACAAAGCUGUGGAGGGCUGGAUGUGUUCUCGCUGUGAGGAGGAUGCCAUCACACAGGACUGCUGCCUGUGUUCUCUGAGAGGUGGAGCGUUACAGAAAGCCAAUGAUAACCGGUGGGUUCACGUCAUGUGUGCCGUGGCCAUUGCCGAAGCAAAAUUUGUCAACAUUGCCGAGAGGCGUCCUGUAGACAUCAGUAAAAUCCCCUUGAUGAGGUUCCGGCUGAAAUGUGCUUUCUGCAAGAAGAGGCGAAAGAGGGUGGCGGGAUGCUGCGUCCAGUGCUCACACGGCCGAUGCCCCACGUCGUUCCAUGUCUCCUGCGCCCAGGCUGCUGGAGUGAUGAUGCAGCCGGAUGAUUGGCCCUUCGUGGUGUUCAUAACCUGCUCCAGACACAAACCCUCCCAGAAUGAGGGCAAAGACUCUGAUAGAGACAUCGUAUUGGGGCAGACGGUCAUCGCCAAACACAAGAAUGGCCGUUACUACCAGAGCGAGGUGGUCAAGCUGACAAAGGAAACCUUCUACGAGGUCAAUUUUGAUGAUGGCUCCUUCAGUGACAAUCUCUAUCCAGAGGAUAUCGUGAGCCGCGACUGUCUUAAUUUGGGUCCUCCAGCCGCUGGGGAUAUCGUUCAGGUCCGCUGGACCGAUGGCCUUGUGUAUGGAGCAAAGUUUGUUGCAUCUCACACUAUACAGAUGUACCAGGUGGAGUUCGAGGAUGGCUCUCAGCUCCCAGCAAAGAGGGACGACGUGUACACUCUUGAUGAAGAGUUGCCAAAGAAAGUGAAGUCCCGUCUGUCUGUGGCGUCCGACAUGCGCUUUACGGAAAUCUUCACAGAGCAGGAAGUGAAGCAAGAGGUGAAAAGACAGCGAGUCAUCAACUCCAGGUAUAGGGAGGACUACAUCGAGCCCGCCUUGUACCGCGCCAUCAUGGAGUGA
Molecule: messenger RNA, 2994 nt
Organism: Staurois parvus
Lineage: Eukaryota; Metazoa; Chordata; Amphibia; Anura; Ranidae
Source: the annotation of a GenBank genome assembly